Messenger RNA from Prorocentrum cordatum, 546 nucleotides. The record is from the annotation of a GenBank genome assembly. NCBI's taxonomy places the organism in Eukaryota, Dinophyceae, Prorocentrales, Prorocentraceae.
AUGCUCGAGCCCUGCGUCGUGCACCUGAUACGACAGCUUCUUCUGGCGCUCCAGCACCUCUGCGAGCGCGGCGUGGAGCACCGCGACGUGAAGCCCGAGAACCUGCUGUUGUACAGUAACUCUCAGGACCUGGGGAUCGACCUCAACGCGGGGCGGAUGCGGGCGCCGCCACACCUCAAGCUCGCGGACUUCGGCUGGGCCAACCUGCCCGAGGUGGCUGAGGGCAUCCCCCCAGAGGCCGCGGUCUCGGGGGUGGGCUCCCUGUGGUACGCCGCGCCCGAGAUGAACCCGAGUCCCGAGGGCACGGGGCCCGCCGCCCCGCGGGGCGACGCGCCCCUGGGCGCCUGCGACAUGUGGAGCGUGGGCGUCAUCGCCUACCUCCUCCUCCUCGGCCACUCGCCGUUCAACACGGCGCUGCGGGAGCCGGACCAGGAGGCGCAGGACGCCAAGGUCAUCAGACUCGCGGCUGAGGGGACCAUCAACACGGAAUCGCGUGUGUGGUCUUGUCUGCCAGAAGAGGAUCGCGAGACUUCAUCCUCAAGCUGA